Ectocarpus siliculosus is the source of this 1097-nucleotide messenger RNA. The record is from the annotation of a GenBank genome assembly. Lineage: Eukaryota; Phaeophyceae; Ectocarpales; Ectocarpaceae.
CCACAGCCAUGAAAGUAGCCUCAAUAAUUGCCCUUGUGGCGGGUAUCGCCCCGUCUGACUCCUUCCUGGCCCCACAGGCCGCUCUUCGGGCCUCAUCGUUCGCGAGCAGGGUGCCGACGGCUGUCUCGGAAGCUGCUGGCUCGCCUGCAGCUCCUACCCGAACGGCCGUGAGCAUGAUGAGCAAGAGCGUCGACCUGACGGGCAAGGUAGCGUUUGUGGCUGGAGUGGCGGACUCGUCCGGGUACGGGUGGGCCAUCUGCAAGGCCCUGGCAGAGGCGGGCGCGACGGUGACGGUGGGCACGUGGCCGCCGGUGCUGGGCAUCUUCGAGAAGUCGCUCAAGAGGGGGACCUUCGACGAGGACAUGAAGCUCGAGGACGGGUCCAAGUUCGAAAACGUGUACCCCCUAGACGCCGUGUACGACGUACCCGAGGACGUGCCGGAGGACGUCAAGACCAACAAGAGGUACGCCGGGCUGUCGGGCUUCACCAUCCAGGAGGUGGCCGAACAGAUCAAGGCAGACUACGGCACGGUGGACAUCGUGGUCCACUCGCUCGCCAACGGUCCGGAGGUGACGAAGCCCCUCCUGGAGACGUCGAGGAGAGGGUACCUCGCCGCGUCGUCUGCCUCUGCAUACUCGAUGGUGUCCCUCGUACAGAAGUUCGCCCCGAUCAUGCCCAAGGGCGGCAGCGUGGUUUCGCUCACGUACAUCGCCAGCGAAAAGGUUAUCCCCGGGUACGGUGGAGGCAUGUCCUCGGCCAAGGCGCAGCUGGAGUCAGACACGCGCGUGUUGGCGUGGGAGGCGGGGCGGGAGUACGGCGUGCGGGUGAACACCAUCUCCGCGGGGCCCCUCAAGUCCCGGGCGGCGUCCGCCAUCGGCAAGGAGAAGGGCAAGAAGACGUUCAUCGAGUACGCCAUCGACUACAGCAAGGCUAACUCUCCCCUGGGACAGGACCUGUACAACGACGACGUCGGAAACGCGGCGCUAUUCCUCUCGUCGGACAUGUCUCGAGUCAUCACGGGCACAACCAUGUAUGUGGACAACGGGCUCAACACCAUGGGUCUCGCGGUCGACUCGGAAUCCAUGAAGAAGGACUAG